Messenger RNA from Penicillium manginii, 1602 nucleotides. RefSeq lists its product as uncharacterized. The record is from RefSeq and is a predicted model, not a curated record. The transcript is spliced from 2 exons. Bases 1 to 1602 code for a protein of 533 amino acids. NCBI's taxonomy places the organism in Eukaryota, Fungi, Ascomycota, Eurotiomycetes, Eurotiales, Aspergillaceae.
AUGGGCAAUCAAAUUUCCUACCUCGAAACUCCACAUGAAGUUGAUCUGGGCCCCAAAGGCAGGCUUAGAGGAAUUCAAUAUGACAACAAAGCUCGCCGGUAUGCAGGUGUACCCUACGCCCUGCCACCAGUGGGUGCCCACCGCUGGAAAAAGCCUCGCCCUUUACCCGUUGGAUACAGCUACAGUGAAUCGGGAAGUCCUUUUGACGCCUCGUUCUUCCGGCCUGUUUGCCCUCAGGCGGUAUUUGACUCCGGAGCCGAGAAGGGCGUCGGCCCGGAAACUUAUAGCGAGGACUGCUUGCUGCUGAAUAUCUGGACGCCUGUCGAGGACCCAGAGAACCCAAAGAAGAAAUGGCCGGUCGUCCUUUGGCUUCACGGUGGUUGGUUCCAGCUAGGCGAUCCUCUUCAAGAAGUUGGAAUGAACCCCACCGAGAUGAUCUCCACUGGAAAGCUCAACGCCAUCGUGGUCGGUAUCGGCUACAGGCUCAACGUCUUUGGAUUCCUUGCUGGUCAGGCUCUGCUUGAAGAAAGUGAUGGCGAUAGCGCUGGCAAUUUCGGUCUCUGGGACCAGCGUUUGGCCAUGGAAUGGGUCUACGAAAAUAUCGGGGCUUUCAAUGGUGACAUCAAUAAUAUCACACUGGGCGGUCGCAGUGCUGGAUCCUACGGCGUGCAGGCACAAGUCCUCUAUGACUUCCGACGUGAAACGAAGCUAUUCCAUCGUUUCUACAUGAUUUCGAAUGCGAUUCCAGCACAACCCAAGGCUCUUUCUGACGUCAAUCCUCAAUUCGACGAACUGUGUGAGUACUUUGACGUCCCGGCCGCCCUUUCUGGUCCAGAAAGAUUGGACCAACUGCGCGAAGUGAGCCAUCAAGAUCUUGUCGCCGCGCUGAAGAAUCUCAAAAACCAUACCUUCCGCCCGGUGACAGAUGAGCUUUUUAUCUUCAACGGAUUCACCGACUACAAUCACAGUGGUGCAUUUGCUGAGGAAUUCAAGAAGCGGAAUCUACGGAUAUUCAUUGGAGAAGUUCUCAACGAAGAGACUCUCUACGCAACAUACAACAACCCCGAGCCCAAUCUCGAAUCUUUGCGACUGCAAGUUUCGAACUAUUACGCACCGGAGACAACAGAUCGUGUUAUAAAGUCAUACAAGCUUCCAACCACAGAGGAUCGAAACGAAUGGAACACACUUUUCGGAAAUAUAAUUGCAGACGGUCAAGUUCGAGCUCCCUCGCGAUGGCUGGUGAAUUGUCUUAGCAAUCAUGGUGUGCCUCUACGCGACAUCUGGCGGUAUCGCAUUGCGUACCGACUUUCGUUCAUUACAGAUAAGGUUACACCUUUGUCAUUUGGUGUGGCACACGCCACGGAUAAACCAUUUUGGAACUUCUCGAUCAUGCACGGCCCCACUCCACAAGAAAGAAAGCUUUUGGAAGAUUGGAUUGAAGCUUUCGUCGCAUUUGUGAAUGAUGACCAAGGAUACGAUUACGGCACGGCCUCAAUCGAUGAGAUGAGGGUUGCAACGCCGGACUGCAAGAUCGAGGUUGAAAAAGAUGAAAGAUGGUCAAAUUUGGUGAAGUUGGGGGAAAUUUUCGCGAAUGAUGUUUAA